GACACGACAUUCCUGGACUCCACUGAGAGAAAAGCUAUAGUUUGUCUCGCACACCCCUCGACGAUUUUGGAUUUCUAAUUUUGAUUUUGAAAGGGGAUACAUUUCAAAAGGACGUUCAGACUAUUUUUUUUUGGUUUGUUUUAAAUUCAGUUUCGUCUUAUUAGCUCUACGUGAAGCCAUAAAGGCUAAACUACAAGAAAUAUCGAUUCGUCAUCUAUUGGAGGAUCAACACUAAUCUUGUAGAAUCAUGUCCAUCCACAAGCGUGUUCUGAGGUCCCUGGGCAAUGGGUCAACCAGGCGGAACCUGUUUGGGCCGGUGGACCGUGCGCAGCUGCAGCAGGACUACCACAAGGCGCUAAAGCAGGACCUAGAGGAGGCGACACGGCGCUGGAGCUUCAAUUUCCUCACCGAGGAGCCCCUAGACAACGGCAACUUCCUGUGGGAGGGUGUUUCUGGGGCGAAGGUUCCCCUGGUGUAUCGUUCCUCUAAGCGCAGCAAGGUCGCCAGCUUCUCAGCAUUGUCCUCAUCCUCGAAGGCGAAUGGCGUAUCCAUGAAGUCGGCAUCAGCAGAGGCCGUUUCCAGCACAUUGCAGAGCAGCAAGGAGAAUGUGCCGAGGACACCGGAGAGACACCCGAACACCCUGAACAUCCUGGAAAGAACCCCAGUGAAGAACGAUGCCAAGAGCAACAAGCGGAAGAGGAAACAAUCUAAUAUUACAGAUUUCUACCAGGCAAAAAGAAGGGUAGUGGGCACGCCCAGAAAAUCAGGCCAGUGAUUGAACAACUGGGAGUGACCAAAGAAGCCUCAUUUGCAAGAAGCAAAACUCACUUCUUCUCUCAGGAACUGAACUCAACACAGGCACUGCACACAUAAAACCUACCUAAAGACUUGUACAUAAAAAAAAAAACACCUCAGAGGUAUCCAGCUCCUCUGGAAGACUCUUCUACAAAUCAUGGCUGUCAAUUCCUCUAGAACCUCACACCUCCCCCCACCACCCGUUUAUGAAGACCUCAUAGUGUGUGUGUGUGGGGGGGGUACUGUUGCUAUUUAAAGGUGGAAGUGUGGUCUUGUAAAUCACUGUAGCCUCUUAAUGGGAGAGUGGUCCAGAAACAUGUCUGACUGUGCUCUACCAUGAACCAACGUGAACUUGCUACUGGUUCUAUGCUUUAUGUAAACUUGAACUGAACUGAAUCACUUACACUCCGUGACAGUUCUGAGAGGGAUAAUUGUGAGGGCAAGACCAAUUGAGCUGCCUUUGAGGACUGCCCAUACUGUAGGUACCUCUAUUCCAUCAUACAUGAGCAAGGCAUAGCAGAGGAGCAGGGUCAGUGAGGUGAACUCAGAAAAGUUCUCCAAAGGUGCUCAUUUUCCGUAAGGUGUCUUUUUUAUUUUUUAUAUUCUUGUUCUUUUUUACCGUUACAGUAGCACUGAGAAGCCUUUCCGGUCAUUUAUCCGGAAAGUGUUUGGGGGUGGGGAG
This is a messenger RNA of Sardina pilchardus (European sardine), 1477 nucleotides long. RefSeq names its product cyclin dependent kinase inhibitor 1A (gene cdkn1a). Gene Ontology annotation, cellular component: cyclin-dependent protein kinase holoenzyme complex; nucleus. Gene Ontology annotation, biological process: DNA damage response; regulation of G1/S transition of mitotic cell cycle; signal transduction by p53 class mediator. Lineage: Eukaryota; Metazoa; Chordata; Actinopteri; Clupeiformes; Clupeidae. Gene Ontology annotation, molecular function: cyclin-dependent protein serine/threonine kinase inhibitor activity. The transcript has 3 exons. The coding region runs from base 248 to 775 and encodes 175 amino acids. The record is from RefSeq and is a predicted model, not a curated record.